CGCCUUCUUCUUUGCCUCACGGCGCCUGCGCAGCCCGGGAAGUUCUUUCUGGUUCUGAGGUUUGGUCCACGCGGGUGCUUUGCCACUGUACUUGGCAGCGGCUGCAAUGCUCUUCUACUCAUUUUUCAAGUCCCUCGUAGGAAAGGACGUGGUGGUCGAGUUGAAGAAUGACUUGAGUAUAUGUGGGACGCUGCACUCUGUGGAUCAGUACUUGAACAUUAAGCUCACAGACAUCAGUGUGACAGAUCCAGAGAAAUAUCCUCACAUGCUGUCUGUCAAGAACUGCUUCAUUCGCGGCUCCGUCGUCCGUUAUGUCCAGCUGCCGGCUGAUGAGGUCGACACGCAGCUCCUGCAGGACGCCGCACGCAAGGAAGCCCUGCAGCAGAAGCAGUGACGGGCUCUCCUCUUGUCUGCUCUGUGCUCCCCCCCCCAAUCCUGCCUGAGGCAGAGUUGGGGGAUGUAGGAAAGCCAUAACCAGCAUUUUUCUGGAGGGAAUCUGUGUGUGUGCGUGCAUCCAUGUCCAACCAUCCCAAGGGUCCGCCUGUUGGGUGAGAGAAUGUGUGUGCAUGUUGGUAUUUGUGUGUUUUUCUGUGUCCAUAGUGGAGUUAACUAACCUGUUCUCUGUUAAUAUUUCGAAGGUUGUGUACACUCUUCCAUUCUGCUCUUGCAAUCCCCUUGAGACGUUUUGCUCAAUAAUGGGAGUGACUUUUUUUUUUUUUUUUAACUUAGAACCAACUAGCAAUUUUUAUUUCUCUACCAAUACCUUCCAUUCCCCCAUACACUACCGUUCCUUUCAUCUCCAAAAUAUUACUUUGCACUGCGUAGCGGUGGGACAAUUCCCUUUUGGCAGAGGGCGAAUAUUCCCAUUUCACGGUCAAAAUAAGCCACCUUCCCUUCUCCAACCUGGGGCCCUCGAAAUGUGAUGGACUACAACUUCCGUCAUCCCCAGCCAGCAUGGCCAUUGGUGCCUUCCAGAUGUGUGCCACAAUUGCAAUCGGCUAUGCUAGCUGCAAUGAUGGGGGUUGGAGAAGGCUGCUUUACGAGAAAAAGGGAAAUCAAUUUCACCCCUAAAGGAAGUAUAAGACAGGAGGCUUCUGUACUUUACAGCGGUCACAAGGGAUGGAUUGUUUGCUAGCUUUGUCCAUUAGCUAUCUAAUGGUUUGUCCUGCCCUACACCUUGGGGCUAAUGCUGCUGGGUGUCGGCACGUCUUGGUUUAUUCCCCAACAUGUUAAAUGCAAAUCACGCAUUUGUUGGUAUUCCGGCAGGUGUGUAAGGAACCUGCAAGCUCCCAAGAUCCAGAAGUGCCAGUUUUACUUCUCUUUUGUGAUCUGUAUAAUUCCACCCAGGCUCACCUAAAGGCACGAAGUCUUACCAAUUAUAUCUCUAUGUUCUCUUGAGCUGCCAGAGGGGCCGCUGAGGACAGUUCCCCUUGAAAACGAAGUUCCCGUUCUUCACUGGUUUGAUGCCGCAAGCCCUGUAUUCAUUUAACGUUGUGUUUCCGAUUGUUUUCUUAUCCUUGUAAUUUCUGGUGUGUGUGUGUGUGUGCGCGCGCAUGUCUUUUAAAAAAAAAAGACCGUAAAAGGAUGGAAGAUGGUAAAAGGAUGAAAGAAAUGAUACGUAGAAAUCAUUUCUACUAUGGCAGAAUAAAAGUUUAAAAGAUGUUCGCUGUGGGAUAAUUUCAGCAUUUGUUUUUUUAAAAAUAAAAUCACAGUUUUGCAUAAA
This is a messenger RNA of Elgaria multicarinata webbii, 1723 nucleotides long. It is a transcript of the gene LSM2, whose product is annotated as LSM2 homolog, U6 small nuclear RNA and mRNA degradation associated. The record is from RefSeq and is a predicted model, not a curated record. Gene Ontology annotation, cellular component: U6 snRNP; P-body; Lsm1-7-Pat1 complex. Gene Ontology annotation, biological process: mRNA splicing, via spliceosome. The transcript has 5 exons. Gene Ontology annotation, molecular function: RNA binding. Lineage: Eukaryota; Metazoa; Chordata; Lepidosauria; Squamata; Anguidae. Bases 107 to 394 code for a protein of 95 amino acids.